Molecule: messenger RNA, 822 nt
Organism: Populus euphratica (Euphrates poplar)
Lineage: Eukaryota; Viridiplantae; Streptophyta; Magnoliopsida; Malpighiales; Salicaceae
Exons: 2
Coding region: 72-509 (145 amino acids)
Source: RefSeq, a predicted model, not a curated record
AAGUCCAAAGAGUAGGUUUUAAUCACUUUAUCAAUUCCCAAAUUAACAAAAUUUUAAACUUGAUAGUGUUCAUGUUACUUCACGGACUAGUAAUACUAUCCCCUCUCACUUGUGUCAUGAACAUGGUUCAGGCCUCUGAUACGGCUGAUCAGAAGGCAGCAUUGGAAGCAACUUCCAGUAGGAACUGGAAUCUUCCUCGAAAACUCAAGGUAGCAUACCCACCGGAAAACAUGAGAGGAAAUGACAAAUAUUAUACAGCGGCAAAAUUGAAAGCCAUCAAAAUCAUGCUCGCUCUCGAUAGUGAUCGUCAGUCGGGCACUGUUAAAAUUGCUUCCACUAAGCAUUUCUCUGCCGAAGUAAACGCGGAGCCAGAAAGAAUACUCGGGACACCGAAACCAUCUUCUCCAAAUCCCAACCCACUUCAUCAUCAUGGCACUCCUCCCCGGAAUGAGGGCCGUAAAUUUUCACCACCACCACCGAUGUCAUUGUAUUGUCAGUCGUGCCGUUAAAAUUUUCAUAUGCAUUGACCCGUUGACUCUGUAUCUUCUUAUUGUUGUUAAUGAUCACUCCUGCCUCCUCUUGGCUGCUGAUCCUGGCUAUGGACUCCACUAUUAGAUCUAGUUACUUCUCCAGAUAAAACCUCAAGGAGAGGGACAGUUCUUACAGCAUGUUCCGGUGCAAUGGAUCACGAGAUAAUUUAGAAUGUCAAUCUAGAUACUUCUACAAUUCAUUACGUUGUCGAGUUCAAAAAACUCUAAUUGUAUCUCAAAUACAAUAUUUAUUGCUUAAUUUGUAAAAUACAAUGUUAUAAUUUAUUUUCAU